GUCCAUUUUCCGUUAAACUUUAGCAGUUUAUCAAUAGGCAAACAUUUCAAUUAACAUCGUUCUUCACCGGCCUCUUCGCUCGCAUACACCUUUUCAAUAUACCUCAGUGGUCAUCAAACCAGUAUCAAACCGCCUUGUCCGCACAUGAAGAUUGUUACAUUUUAUUUCAAGAGAAAGAAUUGGACCUGUUUCAACCCUCUUUCCAUCAUUGUCUGCACGCUAGAGUGAAAAGAAACUACCUUGGGGAAAUGGCGUAGGUUCACUGCUAUUCAGCCUUAUUUGGAUGUGCUGCUAAUGAACAAUUUGAGGAUUUGAAAAGAUGGGCUUCUAAUUGCUACGUAUUUAUGAACAAAAAAACAUGAUUCACGCCUACAAAGUGUUCGGCAUUACGAAACAAUUGUCGCCACUCACCUCACAUUUUACAGAGUAUUCAGUAUCAUUAUGGUUGUUAUGAUUCGAGGAUUGAUUCUCUAUGCAUUGGGCACAAUUCGCACAAAGUGCGUACACUGCUAGUUAAAAUAAUAAUUCAAAUUACGUUCCAACUCGGCUCAAGCCUGCCACAUGGGCUUCCCGCUCUGAUUCGACCCACAACCGUGUCACCGCCGUCAGGCUUCACAUUUUCAUAUUCUGGACGGUCGACUGAAGUAUUCAUUCAAAGCAAUGAACCCAAUUCAAAGACUUUGUUUCGCUAUUUUCAGAAAACCUCUGCUAAACCCGGCUGCCUCUACUCGUGCGGCUGUCCGCCGUCUCUCCAGAAAGACCGGUGACGACGAGUGGAACGUCGCGUGGGAAACCGCAUGGCUGCCGGAGGAUCUAUCGGGGAAGAAUCGAGCUCCUUGGGAGACUGACGUUAACUUCUCUCUUCCGGAUGACACCUCGAACUCUUCUCAUACUCCUCUUCCGUCGGAAGUUGACGGCGAAACCAGGGCAUUCGUGGAGGAGAUGAACGACAAUUGGGAUCAAAGAAAGGGGAAAAGUCCGAAAAAAAACUCAGACGGUGAUGAUAUUGCCAAGAAAAAUGAAAAUGAGAGGUCUAUUUAUAGUUUAGAGAAUAUGAGGAAGGAUUAUAGGGUCAAGAAACAGAGAAUACAUGCGGGAUUGUGGGUGAAGGAGAUUGAGAAGAUGGAGGAAGCGAAGCUUGGAGAUGGCGGCAAUGCUGAUGAUAUCGAAAAGUUGCUGGAUAGCGCCUCCGAGAUUUUUGACUCUGCAAAUGAUGACUUCAAGAACAAUUUACAAGUUUCAAGUUCUGAUAUAAAAAACAAGCCGGAUGGAUGGGAAACAACAUCAAAGAGUGUAGAUGGGAACAUCUGGGAGAUGUCACAAAGAGAAGAAGAUCUUUUGCUUCAAGAGUUUGAGCGUCGAAUUGCAUUCAACAAGUUCCAGAUAGGGAGCUUUCUAAAGACACACAUAUUCA
This is a messenger RNA of Cuscuta epithymum, 1414 nucleotides long. The record is from the annotation of a GenBank genome assembly. Lineage: Eukaryota; Viridiplantae; Streptophyta; Magnoliopsida; Solanales; Convolvulaceae.